Molecule: messenger RNA, 1547 nt
Organism: Nothobranchius furzeri (turquoise killifish)
Lineage: Eukaryota; Metazoa; Chordata; Actinopteri; Cyprinodontiformes; Nothobranchiidae
Source: RefSeq, a predicted model, not a curated record
GGCAACAACAAAGGGAUGUUAUGUAACCGCUAUUUAUACUUGUGCUCCCUCUUCCUCUCACCCUGCCCUUCUCACGUCAGGCAGCGCCACAUGCAAGCCAAAUGCAUCGGCUCUCCCUCUCCCCAAGACGCUCUUCUUUCAUCCCUUCCUUUUUCUCAACAACCCCAUCUGUCCAAAGUCUUCACCUUGACUGAAGCUGAUGCAGCUUUUCUUCUUCUCCUUUGCAACACUUGUCGAACAAACCUGCAAACCCAGACCUUUGGAAGGAAACAGCAAAGCGCCAUGUGGUUUGACAGCAGAAGGCUGAUGAGUGAAAUGCCACAAGUCAGCUUGUCACAACUAAAUCUACAGCUUUGUGGUAGCUGCUGCAGGACAGAAGACCAUUUGGGAUGUGCUGGAGAAGGCUUUGUGCAGCGGUCAGACUCUACCAUCAUUAAUGCAAGAUCUUGGUGGUCGGGUCGCUCCAUCUGUCCCUCAUUUGUGAAGAAGACCCAGAGAUACCUAAACCCCUCCACGGACCUUGUCCCUGACCCGGAGAAGGCAAUCUACCCCUUUCCGACUCAAGACCAUGGUCUCUGGUUUGGAGGAGCUGACUCUCACCCUGGUGAUGAGGAAUUCAGCUGCAGACCACUCCCUUUUAAAGCGAUACAUUGCUAAUUUUUUAUAUUUUCUCAAGUCAGUAUGUGCUGAUAUGACCCAUUACUGGGUUAAUGAAAGGCCACCCAGCUCCGAUCUCCCCCUGUGGCCAGAAUAUUCCACUUGCAACUUCAGACUGGCAGGCCGCUCUGUUGGGACAACAGAGCUGACAUACCUGGUGCUGCAGUCUGCUUCCAGCAUGUUUUAGAUCAUGAACAACUGAAUUGUUUAAUUUAGUGAUGAACCGCUCCUGUAGACACUAAGGAAGGCGUUUCAGCUGUUAGAUGAAGGUGUUAAAAAGACGAACACACAGCAAGAAGAUGUUUUGGUUCUAAAAACUGACACUAGGAGGUGCUAAAGGCAAGCCUAGUUCCCCUUUAAACGUUUUACAUGUUUUCUCCACUUUCUGGACCCAUUCUUACAUCUCAAAAUACAGAGGUUGUUGGCAUGAAUGAAAAUAGCAGAAAGCAUAUGUUUGAAAACUGAGUUCAUAGCAGCUGAAACUCAGGUGGUACGAGGAUCCUCUCACAAUUACAGCUGCAGGGUUAAACCCCUAAAUCCAUAGUUCUCAGGUUAAAGCAUCUUGAGGGAAAAUCCUGAACUGAACAUCUCUCACCUCAUGUUUUUUGGACUAGUGCUGAAUCAGUCAAACAAAAGUCAAGUAUUGCAACAUUUCCUUUGAGCAGACUAUAACAACUUUAUAUGUAGGAUCAUCUUACAGCACAAAGAACAGACCGAGCAUGCUGCUGAGUUCAAUCGUGAAGUUAUUUUUGUGCAUCCUGAAGGCCAAGAGAACAUAGUUAACUGUUAUAUGAGAAAGAGAUAUCUGACACCCAGCAGGUGUUCAGCUUGGCACGCCAAAUGAAGAUAGCAAUAAAUAAAUAAAUAAAUAAAUAAAAAACUCUGUGGUG